Molecule: messenger RNA, 981 nt
Organism: Peronospora matthiolae
Lineage: Eukaryota; Oomycota; Peronosporomycetes; Peronosporales; Peronosporaceae
Source: the annotation of a GenBank genome assembly
AUGGGCAUCCAUGCUGUUAGCGUCAUGCUAGAGGCUCUUAAUAGAGAUGCCCAACAUGCUACUAUCGCCAAGUUCAUUCAAAAUGAACUUGACGCAGAACGCGAGAAAUUUGAACUGUUGAGACAGCAGCAGGCUGCUGCUGGUGGGUCGAUGCACUCGCGUCGACCCGAGACUUUGAAGAUUGACAUCUCCAAGUAUAGGGGGGUCGAAGAAGACUCCCUCUUGAGAUGGUUCGUCGAAUUGGAUGACGCCAUAAAGGCGCGUCGCAUCGACGACGGGGAUAUGCAAGUUGCAUUUGCCCAGUCAAAUCUGGCAGGACGUGCCAAGACUUGGGCACUGGGGCUCAAGUUGCACGACCCAUAUGCGUUUGGGUCGUUGGAAGUCUUCAAGUCGCGGCUCAGACAAACGUUUGAACCGCCUAGAGCUGAGUUCAGAGCUCGAACCGAACUCUUGAAGCUCAAGCAGGGUAAGCGUGAUGUACACGCUUACGCUCAACACAUACGACAUCUCACGAGUUGUAUAAGUUCCAAUCCGGUGGAUGAACACACGUUGGUUUCGGUGUUCAUGCAGGGUCUUGCGGAUGGUCCCGUCAAGACUCACCUGUUCCGGCUUGAACUAGAUUCACUAGAACAAGCCAUUUCCAUUGCGGAGCAGGAAGACUUCAGUCUGAGACAGGCUCGCGCCAGCUCGACAUCAUAUCGUCAACCGAGACGAUAUGACAACGGAGGUCCAGAGCCGAUGGAACUCUGUUAUGUAGAGAGCGAGAAGGCUCGCUCUACAGGCUACAAAAGGGUGGAGAGAGGCAAAAAAUAUCCAAAGACAGGACACUACGCUUACGAGUGUAGUGCCCCUCGUCCAGUGUCUCGCGACACUGGGCGUAGUGACCGUCCACCCAUGAGAAAGGGGCAGGGACGAGGGUCCGCAGUUGGUGCAAAGACGCAACAACGGGAUGGACCGUCAAAAAACGGACAGGAUCAGUAG